UCACCUGAUGAAGUUCAUGAGCCAGAGAAGAAGCCCAGAGUACCAGUACCAACGUUGACUGCACCUAAGAUCCCAGAGGGUGAGAAAGUAGACUUUGAUGACAUUCAAAAGAAAAGGCAGAACAAAGACUUGAUUGAGCUUCAAGCUUUGAUUGAUAGUCACUUUGAAAGCCGGAAGAAAGAAGAAGAAGAACUAAUGGCCCUUAAAGACAGAAUUGAGAAGCGUAGAGCUGAGAGGUCUGAUCAACAAAGAAUCCGAGCUGAGAAAGAAAAGGAGCGUCAGGCCAGACUUGCUGAGGAGAAGGCAAGAAGAGAGGAAGAAGAUGCCAAGAGGAGGGCUGAAGAUGACCUGAAGAAGAAGAAAGCUCUGUCCUCUAUGGGUGCCACAUACAGCAGCUAUUUGGCUAAGGCCGAUCAAAAGAGAGGAAAGAAACAAACUGCAAGGGAACUGAAGAAGAAAAUUUUGGCAGAGAGACGCAAACCUCUGAAUAUUGACCACCUUGGUGAAGACAAGCUGAGGGAUAAAGCCAAAGAAUUGUGGGAUUGGCUAUAUCAGCUGGAGAUGGAAAAAUAUGAGUAUUUAGAGAAGAUCAAGAGACAAAAAUACGAUAUUUUAUCACUACGUUGCAGGGUGCAGGCACUGGCCAGGUU
Messenger RNA from Python bivittatus (Burmese python), 650 nucleotides. Lineage: Eukaryota; Metazoa; Chordata; Lepidosauria; Squamata; Pythonidae. The record is from RefSeq and is a predicted model, not a curated record.